Messenger RNA from Hypomesus transpacificus, 2639 nucleotides. Its product is annotated as ubiquitin thioesterase otulin-like. The transcript is spliced from 7 exons. Bases 50 to 1486 code for a protein of 478 amino acids. Gene Ontology annotation, cellular component: cytoplasm. Gene Ontology annotation, biological process: protein linear deubiquitination. The record is from RefSeq and is a predicted model, not a curated record. Gene Ontology annotation, molecular function: cysteine-type deubiquitinase activity. NCBI's taxonomy places the organism in Eukaryota, Metazoa, Chordata, Actinopteri, Osmeriformes, Osmeridae.
GAAGCAGGGCCUGGAGGUGGAGGAGAAUCAGGGCCUGGAGGUGGAGUUGAUGAAGAAGCAGGGCCUGGAGGUGGAGUUGAAGAACAAGCAGGGCCUGGAAGUGGAGGUGAAGAAGAAGCAGGGCUUGGAGGUGGAGGAGACGCAGGGCCUGGAGGUGGAGUUGAAGAAGAAGCAGGGCCUGGAGGUGGAGGAGAAUAAGGGCCUGGAGGUGGAAGAGGAGAAGCAGGGCCUGGAGGUGAAGGGGAAUCAGGGCCUGGAGGUGAAGGGGAAUCAGGGCCUGGAGGUGAAGGGGAAUCAGGGCCUGGAGGUGAAGGGGAAGCAGGGCCUGGAGGUGAAGGGGAAGCAGGGCCUGGAGGUGAAGGGGAAUCGGGGCCUGGAGGUGAAGGAGAAGCAGGGCCUGGAGGUGAAGGGGAAGCAGGGCCUGGAGGUGGACGUGGAGGAGAAUCAGGGCCUGGAGGUGGUGGAGAAGCAGGCUCCCAGCACAUCUGCUAAGGUGGAGGUGCUUUCUGGGAAGCAGCUAAAUGCCUGUGCUGAACAGGACAUCGCAAGCAGUGAGGAAGACCUUUAUCGAGGGGAGGAAGAGCUCUCUCCAGGGAUCCAGGUCAAACUAGCAACUCAGGAGCCCCUGUUUGAAAUAACAUUGCCUAAAGUGGAGGACAGGUGCAGCCUGGCUCCCCCUGUGGACAUCCUGUCCUAUAGCAAGAGAGAGUGGAAGGGAAACACAGCCAAGAGUAUUCUCAUUCGAAAGGGUUAUGCUGAGCUGUCUCAGAGGUUUGGGAGCCUGAGGAGGGUGAGAGGAGAUAACUUCUGUGCCCUGAGAGCCACGCUCUUCCAAGUGCUCUCCCUCAGCACCAGACUACCUUCCUGGCUGGAAGACAUCUCCAUGUUGCCUCAGGAGCUGCAGUCUCGGGGCCAUCUGAUUGACCAUUGGCUGUUUCCUGUAGAAUGCAAGCAAGGGGAGGGGCCAGAGGAUGCGGUGCAGCAGCUAAAACGCUACAUGGAACUCCUUCAGACCAGGUGGCAGUCAGCAGUGAGCUGCUCCAGCCCGGAGGAGCGCCAGCGUCUGUGUGAACGCGUGUUCCAGGGAGGGGAGGAGGAGCUGGGCCUGAUGGAGGCCCUGAAGAUCCUGAUGCUGGGCAGGGCCCUGGAGCUCCAUGCCAGCAUGCAGCAGGGACAAGACGUUCCCAUCUUCUGUUGGCUGCUGUUCGCACGCGACUCGUCAGACUGCCCUCGGAGCUUCCUCUCCAACCACCUCAGCCAGGUGGGCUUCAGCGGGGGCCUGGAGCAGGUGGAGAUGUUUCUGCUAGGCUACGCUCUACAGUGUACCAUCCAAGCCUACAGACUGUACAUGGCUGACACAGAAGAGUUUGUCACCUAUUACCCCGAUGACCAUAAGGACGACUGGCCAGGAGUGUGCCUGGUCACAGAGGAUGACCGUCACUACAACGUCCCUGUGGGAGAAAGAGUAGGACUACAGGUCCCAUAAGGCCUUGCUGAAAACUGAUUAAAGCUCUAUGGAAGCUGGGCUCGUGGCUUUGCACAACAGAACUGCACUCCUCAGGUUGAUUUGAGUGACUUGUUUCCCCCAUUAAAAUGAUCCCUUUAUUGCCAGAAAGACAUUGACUGCAUUGUGAUCAGUUCUCCAUUGUGUUGGAUGAGCACUGACACUAGGCUCUGAGAAGUAUUGUGUUUGUAUGUCUUCUUCCUUGGGGUCUUCAGCCAAUCGCAUCAUGGUUAAUUUUUAAUGGGUGAUUUAGUGUUUACAAGUCUGGACAAAAGCACAUGCUGUGUACAGUAAUAUCAGGUGUUUCAGAAGAUGUUUCUCACAAAUAUUCUCUUUAGUGAUGUAAUAUUAUUGAGUGGAGGGCAGAACAUGAUAAUUCAUACCAUAACAGAUUCCUCCUGCUCUGAUUGUGUACGUAAAAAGGAAACACUGGAGUUAUUGUGGCACAUUUUGUGUACCAAUCUAUGUCUGUAUGUAGAAAUGUAUUAUUAUUUGAUUUAUUUUUAAGUGUGAAUCAUGUCUUUUAACCCGUAUCCAAAUAUUCCCUGUCUUAGCUAACCUGUAACCAUGUGAUCAGAGUGGUGACGUAUGAGCCUGCUUGGUUUUUGAAUGGCCCAUUACCUUGCUGCCCGUAAGUAGAUGUGUGUAACAUGUUGCCUUUAACCAAGGUGCUCUUGGAGAAAAAAACAACAACUUUGUGCCAAUGUUGCUGCAAAUGUCUAGAAACUGGUUACCAGUCUUCUGAUUUGUUGUCAGCCACCAGCUACUGGGCAGAGUCACAGACUAGCUUGGUCUCACUCCAUGUUGCCUUAGUAACCAAUGCACAAUACAGAAUGGACAUUUGGGAUUGGUGGGAGACCAUUUCCUUCUUGAGCAAGGAAAGGAAUAAAGUGAAUAUUAUUAUCCAAGAUGCCAUGGAUUUUCUAAUAGUGUCAGAUUUUGAAGGAAACAAUGGCGAUGAAUUGAAUGAGUUGAAUAAAAAAACAUUUCUAGAAAGACUGGAAAAUGUGUUUGUGUUAUUAUAGUAAUUAUGUUACUACUACUAAUAAAGCAAUUUAUUUGCCAAAUAAAAUAACACCUAUACAAUAUAUACAGAACAUCAGUCUGAUCACACUACUAGUAAAAUAGCAGUACU